AAGAACGCACAGAAAAAAACAUGGCCGGCGUCUUCGACUCUGACCGCGCUGGAGAGAGAGAGAGUGCUGCACAUGUAAUGGUGACAGCAACGGCGGGGAAGAGCCCGACACUUCGAUCCGGCUGGUUCUUCAGCUUCAGAAGCGGCCACUACAACGCCACCAUCCCUGCGGCAUAAUCAGCCAUAGCCAGCUGCAGCCGGUAAGGGCCAACAAUCAGUUGGUACAUAGACUCCAAAUAACCGAGAUCACCAUCCCACCACCUCCCGGGGCGUCCACAUCGAGAGCGGCAGCGAUGGCAGAGGGAUCACAAGAUGAAUUUGGGUCGCUCUUCGAAGGCAUGGUCCUUCUCACUCCUCAAUUCCAAUCCAAUGACGUCGACGACCACCCAACUCCUCCUUCUCCUCCCGCUCAUCCCCAACUCUCUCCUUCCGUUCCCCGUUCCUCAUCCUCUCUGAAUCGUCAAACGAGCGGGCCACUUGAUGAGAACCUCUUCUCGGACCUCACGCUUAUGCCCGCGCCCACCCUCAUUCAACAAGUGCCCCUGGAAUCCGAUGCCCAUAAUCCUCCUUUGGUUCACAAAUCGACUUCCGCAGUGGCCUCUACGCCGACCACCGCCGGCGGUACCAGGAGGAAAAAGCGGGGAGGCGUCAGGAUCGGAUAUGCCCGCGAGUCGUCCUUCACUUCCGUUCAUCUAGAUCCCCAUCCUACCCCCUCCGCUGAUCAUUCUUCCUCUCUUGCUGAUGUUGCUGCUGCAGCGGCGGCGGUGGCGGUGGCGGUGGCGCAGGUGCCGGCUUCUAUGUCCUCCGAAGUCUCCUCUUCUACUCCUCCCGCGCCACUUGAGAGUCUCCAAAACGUUGAUUCAGAUGGAGAAGCUCCCGAUUCUGCCCCGGUUCCUUCGGUGUCCGACCAUCAUGAGACGGAGGUAACUACCCAAGGGGAGACCGAGGUGAUUGUGGAAAAAGACGCCUCCAAAUCGGUUCCUGAUGAUGGUACCAUUUCAGAACGAGCAGUAGAAGAAACAGGAGCAGAAGAAACAGCAGAAGAAAGCGGAGGGGGAAGAUCCUCGCCGUCUGAUGACGCUGCGUCAUUCGGACAGGACCCCGGCUUCUUUGAGGCCAAAUUGGAGUCGAUCAAGGUAACGAUAGCUGACAGUCUCGAGCGCGUGGGCGUCUCGGCAGCUUCAGCAGCCGCUGAACGGAAAGAGGCGGCUCGAAGGAGAAGGAAGGCCGUCCAUGACGUCGUCGUCGCAACCAGCAAGCACAUGGAAUUGGAAAAGGAGCUAGAAGAGGCUUGCGAGAAGGAGGAAUUCGAGAGGGCUGAGAGGGUGAGUGAGAGCUUGGCCGUUGCCGAAAGGGAGAGGCAAUGUUGCCUGGAUGUGCUGAGGGAGGUCGAAGCCCAAUGCGACGCCAUGUAUCUGAAGCUGCAGCACGCUUUGGAGUUGCAGAUUUCCGCCGAGGAGGAAGGAGUUUCCCUGCUCGAACAGUUCGCAGAGGACACUGCAGUUACCUCUGAUGCAGCUAGGAAGGAUGCCCAUCUGGUUUACUCGAAUGAUAUGGAAGAUUGGCUUUCUUCCAAGGAGCAGUUAGAGGUGAAGAAAAUGGAAAUUGAGAUCGAGACGCACUUGAUAGACGAUGCAUGUUCUUCACUGAAUAGUUCUAUUGACUGUUUGAUUGAGGAUGACAAUAAAGAGAAAGAAGUUUUAUGCAGAAAGCGAGCAGAGCUUGUGGAGGAGUUGGAGAAACUACUUGCUUUGGUAAGAACUAAAGAAGCAGAGAUUGCUGAAUGUGAUGCUGUAAUCCAGGUGGUGAACAAAAGAAUCGAUGAUGUGGUCUCUGGGUUUCAUCAGUCACAGUCUGACAUUGAUAGGAAAGAAGACAAACUGAAAUCUGCGUUGCACAGGAUUACAUCAGAAAUUGAAGCACUAGAAAUAAAAAAACAGGACGUUGAUCAGUUCCUGUCAGUGGCUGAGGAGAAAACAUCGAAGCUUAAUGCAAUAGCAACCCUUGCUAAAGAAGAAGCAAGGGCACGAUCUGAUCUGUUGCAUAUGAGGAAAUCUCUUUCAUCGUCUGUGUUGAAGUCCAGUGCAGAAAAGUCCAGGCUUGUCAAGACUGAAGAAAUAAUUGUGGAGCAGGUAGAUGCACUCAGACAAGAGAUUUCUGCUGCACGAACCUCUCUUCAGGAAUUAUCCUCGAAGAGAGCAACCAUCCAACAGGAGGUAGCCUCGUCCAAGCUAAGGAUAAAUUUCAUCAACAGAAGGGGCCCAGAGCUUGAGGCCGAAAAGAAAGUCGCUGCUGCUGCAAGAAAUUUCAAGGAAGCAGGACGAAUAGCUGCUGAGUCAAAGGCGCUGAGCUUAGAGAAGGAAAACCUCCAGAAAAAGAUAGAUGAUGCUGCUUUAGAAUUGAAGGAAGCAGAGGAAGAAAUUGAGCAAACGACAAGGAAAUUGCGGGAGACUGAAGAGACUGUGCUCUGCAAGGAAAAAGAGGCGGCACUUGCAAGGUGCAAGAGGCUCAGAUUGGUCGCUGCAGAGGCAAUGGCUGAGAGGUAUUCUGCACUUGAGAUGGGUGAUCUCGACGAAGCCGGGAGUUUACUUUCGGAGGCUGAAGAUGCUGACUCUGAAGCAUCGAAGCUGCAGCUGUCAUAUAACUUCGAGGGCGAGGAGUUUGAAAAGUUGGAUAAGAAGCUUAUUUCUGUCGAAGUCAUCACCAAACUUUCUGGUGAACAGUUAGCAAAGGUUGCUGCUUCUCACCUUUCUGCCAUGUGAAUUCAGUAUUCUAGCCGUCUGGCUCUGUCUGUAUGGUGUCUGUUGUUUUGAUUGGGAAAGCCACAGAUUCGUGGGUGAGUCCUUAAUUGCAAGGGAAGCUCGAUCUUUCUUAUGUUUUUUUCUUCUUCCUUUUAUUUCUGUUGGUUUUCCAUGUAAUAGUGGGUCUGAGUAUUGAUUUUUUACUUGGUAAAAUAAUAUUUUGAUUCCAUUUUCAA
This is a messenger RNA of Nymphaea colorata (pocket water lily), 2976 nucleotides long. RefSeq lists its product as uncharacterized. Lineage: Eukaryota; Viridiplantae; Streptophyta; Magnoliopsida; Nymphaeales; Nymphaeaceae. The record is from RefSeq and is a predicted model, not a curated record. The transcript is spliced from 3 exons. The coding region runs from base 293 to 2761 and encodes 822 amino acids.